AUGUCUUCUGCUGGUGAUGAGCCGUUGGCUAGCGCCAGGCCUGAUGAAUCACAAACAGACUCGGUGGAGCAAAACACCAAAAGAGCAAUAGAUAGCAUAGCACCUUAUUUAGAAAAGUUUUCCCCGGUGACUUCCUCGUCAGAAUCAAAAUCAUUACAACCAAAAGAUAUACAUCCUCCAUUUUUUAGCAGUGAUAGCAACCUCAAUAUUCAAACUAUACAUGAAGAUAAGGAUGAGGACAAUGCUGACCAUGAUACGUCUAAGACUGACACUGCCAAGUCUUCGGGAGAGGCUGUUAAUAACACUGCCAAGGAGAAAUUAGCCCCAAAAUUAAAAUAUUGUGGCGUUAAGACUUCUAAGGACCAAGUACCAUCAAAUCCUAAAGACGCCCCAAAAAUCUACGGGAAAAUUGGAAUUUGUGCGAUGGAUGCCAAGGUUCUUAGUAAACCGUGCAGAGAAAUUCUUAAUAGACUCAUUAAAUUCGGAGAAUUUGAAACCGUUAUUUUUGGAGAAAAGUCUAUUCUUGAUGAAUCCAUAGAAUCUUGGCCAGUUUGUGAUUUUUUGAUCUGUUUUUUCUCCAAUGGCUUCCCUCUCGAUAAGGCAAUUGAUUAUGCCAAUCUUCGCAAGCCAUUCUUGAUUAAUGAUUUAAUAAUGCAAAAAGUUUUAUGGGACCGUCGUUUGUGUCUAAGAUUGCUCGAGGCUGCUAACGUUCCAACACCUUAUAGGCUAGAAAUUUCUAGAGAUGGUGGCCCAGUUAAUUUCAUUGGUGAUGAUUUGAAGCAAAAACUUAUAGGCAAAGGAGUCAACGUUGAUCCAAUUCCUGAACCCGAAUGGAAAAUGAUUGAUGAUGAUACAUUGUGGGUCGAUGGUAGAAUUCUUACUAAGCCGUUUGUUGAGAAACCCGUUGAUGGGGAGGAUCAUAAUGUUUACAUUUACUAUCCUGUUUCAACGGGAGGUGGUGGUCGUCGGUUAUUCAGGAAAGUCGGUAACAAAUCAUCCGAAUAUGACGCUUCUCUCAACAUGAUUAGAACCAAUGGGUCAUUUAUUUAUGAGAAGUUUAUGGACACUGACAACUUGGAAGAUGUUAAAGCUUAUACUGUGGGCCAAGAAUUUUGUCAUGCUGAGACCCGAAAAUCACCAGUAGUUGAUGGUAUUGUUAGAAGAAAUACUCGUGGGAAAGAAUUACGGUACGUAACAACUUUACUGGAUGAAGAAAAAGAAAUGGCCAAAAGAGUAUCAAAGUACUUCGAUCAAACUAUUUGUGGAUUUGAUAUUUUGAGAGCUCAAAAUCAAAGCUUUGUAAUUGAUGUUAAUGGCUUUUCAUUUGUUAAAGACAAUACUGAGUAUUAUGAAGCCUGUUCCCAAAUAUUGAGAAAUAUUUUCAAGAAGGUUAGUCCAAAUUAUCAAAUUACCAAGGCCUUAGAGGAAGAGCAAUGUAUUUCUGAAAAGUCGCCUGGAAAUGCCGCUAUUGCCAACAAUGUUGUUCAAGAUUCUCCAAAAGCUAGUAAAAAUCCAAACAAGAAAUCUGAUGAAUCAAAAAACUCCCACCACCAUACAAGUUCCAAAUGGGUUUUCAAAGGGCUUGUGACUGUUAUUAGACAUGCUGACCGAACCCCAAAACAAAAAUUCAAGUAUUCUUUCAGAUCUCCGAUUUUCAUUUCACUACUUAAAGGUCACAAAGAAGAAGUUAUUAUUCGUCAAGUCAGCGAUUUAGAAAUUGUGCUUCAAGCAAUUAGGUUAGCAGAAGAACAAAAAUCUGAAGAUCCUGACAAACUUCAUUUAUUAAGUACUACUUUGGAAAAAAAGAAAGGCUUUCCUGGAACUAAAAUUCAAUUGAAACCAGUGCUUAACGAAGAUAAUGAGGUUGAAAAGGUUCAAUUCAUCUUGAAAUGGGGUGGAGAGCCUACACAUUCAGCUAAGUAUCAGGCGACAGACCUUGGUGAAACCACGAGACAAGAUAUACAAUUAUUGAAUAAAGAAGCAUUCAAGAAUGUUAAAGUUUAUACUUCCAGUGAGAGAAGAGUUAUCGUGUCAGCUAAGCUUUGGUCACAGUCAUUUUUAGAGGAAGAAAAUCUUCCAGAAGAUUUCCUUAAGAUUCGAAAGGAUCUUCUUGACGAUUCUAAUGCUGCUAAAGAUUUGAUGGAUAAAGUUAAAAAGAAGAUUAAACCUUUGUUGCGUCAAGGCAUUAAACCACCAAAACAAUUUGCCUGGCCACCAAAAUACCCUGACCCAUACUAUGUAACCAAGAGAGUGGUUGAGUUGAUGAAUUAUCAUCAUAAAGUCAUGGAAUAUAAUUUCAAACAUUAUGGUGAUUUAGAUGCAUUACAGGAGCGCUGGUGUUGCAAUGAGGAUCCAUACUUGCUCAAGGAAAGAUGGGAUAAAUUGUUCAAAGAAUUUACUACUUUUGAAAAAGUUGAUCCAAGUAAGAUCAGUGAAUUGUAUGAUACCAUGAAAUUUGAUGCUUUGCACAACCGUGAUUUUUUGCAAAAUAUUUUCUGUCCCCCAGAUUUGGAUGAAUGUAUCAAUCACGAGGAUGAUGAUGAAUUGAAAGAAUUUAGCGAGGCUUUUUUCAAGUCUCCAGUUUUGUGUGAUGCUUAUCCUAUUAAUGUGUUGGCAAUGAAUAAUUUCCAACUUCCAAGUGAUCAGAGCAAUAAUAAUUCUAGUACUACUUCAAGAAGUAAUAGUUCGGUGAAACUUAGCACUGGGAAAUAUUUGAAUGUUAAACCAAUCCCAAAAAGUAAUACUCCAGCUGGAAGUGCCAUUUCAUCGACGCUUAGCCUGUCAGUAAACAGUGUGAACACAAAAUCAGCAACUGAAAUGGAUUCUGCCAGCAGCUCAUUAAGCUCUACUACAUCAGGUAAUAUUCCCUCUAGCUCUGCUGGCUCAUUGGGAUGGGUUCUCAAAUCAGAUUUUCAUAGCAAACAGUCACCAAUUUCGUCAUCAACGUUUGAUGAUCCAAAGUUCAAUCGUCUUAGAGAGCUUUAUAAACUUGCCAAAGUUUUAUUUGACUUUGUUUGCCCUCAAGAAUAUGGGAUUGAAAAUAAUGAGAAAUUGGAUAUUGGUCUCUUAACUUCUCUACCAUUGGCGAAACAAGUUCUUGCUGACAUUACUACAAUGGUCGAGACUUCAAAUCCGGCUACUGUUGCUUAUUUCACUAAGGAAUCACAUAUUUACACAUUGCUCAAUAUCAUUUAUGAAAGUAAACUUCCAAUGAGAAUUGAGCGGAAUGCCUUGCCAGAAUUGGAUUAUUUAUCGCAGAUUGUUUUUGAAUUAUAUGAACGUUCAGAUGAAAAUGGGGCCAAAAAGCAUUCUAUUAGACUUUCAUUGUCUCCAGGCUGUCAUACACAAGAUCCGUUGGAUAUACAGUUGGAUAACAAGCAUUAUAUUAGUAACAUUCCAAGGAUUUCAUUGACCAGGCAUUUGGAUACCGAUUUAUUGAUCCAAAAAUUGAAGAGCAGAUUUUCAAGGGUUUCAAUGCCAAAGAAGUUCAUCCCGGUCAAUAUUUCCAGCCCAUUGGUCAUUGACGAUAGCAAAGGCAAACAAGAAUUUUUGAAAAAAUAA
Saccharomycopsis crataegensis is the source of this 3561-nucleotide messenger RNA. It is a transcript of the gene VIP1, whose product is annotated as inositol polyphosphate kinase VIP1. The coding region runs from base 1 to 3561 and encodes 1186 amino acids. The record is from RefSeq and is a predicted model, not a curated record. Gene Ontology annotation, cellular component: cytosol. Gene Ontology annotation, molecular function: diphosphoinositol pentakisphosphate kinase activity; ATP binding; 5-diphosphoinositol pentakisphosphate 1-kinase activity. NCBI's taxonomy places the organism in Eukaryota, Fungi, Ascomycota, Saccharomycetes, Ascoideales, Saccharomycopsidaceae. Gene Ontology annotation, biological process: inositol metabolic process; inositol phosphate biosynthetic process. The transcript has a single exon.